AUGAUAUAUAAAAGAACACAUACAAAAGUGAUAACAGCAGUAGGGGAAACAGAAAACUUUGAAGUUAGAGUUGGACUACACCAGAGGUCAGCAUUAAGCCCAUUUUUGUUUGUGAUGGUCAUGGAUGUGUUGAGUGAAGUGAUCAGGAAUGAAGAGCUCUGGGAAUUGUUGUACACCAAUGAUCUGGUGAUUAUUGCUGAAAAUGAGGAGGACAUACAGAGAACAGUUGGAGAGUGGAAGGAAUCUUUAGAGAGGGUUGGCUUAAAGAAAAAUGCCACUCAAAGUUCUAGCGACCCUAUACCCACAGUGUCUUUUAACGCUGCAAUAAACAUAAACCAACUCAUGGGAGAAGAGGGAUUACAGUGGAUGACUAAUUAA
Macrobrachium nipponense is the source of this 378-nucleotide messenger RNA. RefSeq lists its product as uncharacterized. The coding region runs from base 1 to 378 and encodes 125 amino acids. The record is from RefSeq and is a predicted model, not a curated record. NCBI's taxonomy places the organism in Eukaryota, Metazoa, Arthropoda, Malacostraca, Decapoda, Palaemonidae. The transcript is spliced from 2 exons.